This is a messenger RNA of Python bivittatus (Burmese python), 3606 nucleotides long. Its product is annotated as myelin protein zero-like protein 1. The record is from RefSeq and is a predicted model, not a curated record. Gene Ontology annotation, cellular component: cell surface; focal adhesion; plasma membrane. Lineage: Eukaryota; Metazoa; Chordata; Lepidosauria; Squamata; Pythonidae.
AUGAUAGAUGUUAACAGCUGGAGCUCCCAACCGCCUUUCACCAGCAGAAGUGAAGGGCAGAGCCUCGCGAAAAGGAGACGGGGGAUUCAGGAGGUGUGCGUGAUUGACAGAGCCACAGGUCAAUCGGCGCGUGGCAGUUCCCCUCGGCGUUCCCACCCCUCUCCAACCAUGGGUGGGGGUGGAACAAUGGGAGGAAGAGGAGAUGGAAGCAGGAAAAUGGCAGCGGCGCUGGCAGCGGCGUCUUUAGCGGCGUCUUCAGGGAGCGGCGGUUCGCGGCAGGGCGCUUCGUCUACCGCCUGCUUCCCCGCGCUGUUGCUGCUUGCGGCACUUUCGAACCUGCUCCAGGUUUCAGCUGUAGAGGUAUACACACCAUCAGAGCUCGCUGUGGAGAAUGGGACUGAGGCAAAGCUUCCAUGCACUUUUACAUCCACAGAAGUGAUCAGCAGUUCAGCUUCUGUAACCUGGAGCUUCCAAGGCGAGGGAUCAUCAUCUUCUGUCUCGUUCUUCUAUUAUUCCAAUGGAAAGGCAUAUCCUGGGAAGAGCACACAAUUUAAUGACAGAAGCAGCUGGGCUGGAGACCUUAACAAGAAAGAUGCAUCAAUCAAUAUAGCAAACAUGCGAUUUCAGGACAAUGGCACUUAUACCUGUGAUGUUAAAAACCCUCCAGAUAUAGUUGUUACACCAGGAAAAAUCAAAGUCAGGGUUGUGGAGAAAGGUAACUUGUCUGUAUUUCCUCUUCCCCUUGUGUUAGGGGUAACCAGUGUUGGCAUUCUAGUUUUAGUUUUGCUCAUCAUGCUUAUUGUGUGUGUUGUGAACAGAAAGAAGAAUUCCAAAAAGCAUUAUUCUGGCUGCAGUACCUCUGAGAGCUUGGUGUCUCCAGUUAAGCAGGCUCCACGGAAGUCCCCCUCCGACACAGAGGGUUUGGUAAACAGCGUGCCCAUCCGAUCGCAUCAGGGACCAGUAAUUUAUGCACAGUUAGAUCACUCUGGAGGGCAUUACAGUGACAAAAUCAACAAAUCAGAGUCUGUGGUCUAUGCUGAUAUUCGGAAGAACUGAGGAGAUUUCAGCCUAUCCAAAGCUUAACAAAAAUUCAAACUGGAAUCGCUUGAAGGAAAUUGACCCAGAGAACUCACAUGUGGCCUUUGAUGCCUAGACUAAGACCAAUGCAUGUGCAUACAGAGAGAAAGAGAUUAUAUAUGUACUGUGUGUAAAUAGUCUAUUUAAUCAUACAGAAAUGAGAGCAAUGUUGCAUGUUAAAAUGUGAUAAUAAUUCUGCUUAUAAAUGGUCAAUAGUUCAUUAUAUAUUUAGGAUAAGGGGGAAAAGCAAACAUUCAUGUUACAUCUUUAGGUAAUUUGUCUUAAUUGUUAUAUGAAAAAAAACUGGAAAUUCUUGGAUAUUCUAAUGGAAUUGGUACUUUUUUAAUAGCCUCUGUUACUUUUGAAAUGGACAUGAGAACUGUUUCUGCAUGAUUCCUUUUCCUUAAUUGAUGUUUUUGCAUCUUUUUACCAGAUCUAAUUUUUCAUACAACUUCUCUUAUCUUCUUUCACUCUGGUGUCCUCCUUUUCCAUUAGUAAUCUUCACCUGCUUUAGUUUCCAACCUACUGGAAACCAAAGUUCUAUCUUCAAGGAAUUUACAGGCAGUCUCCCACAAACGAACUUUUAGACAUACAAAAGUUUUAAUAGAGUAAUUUGUAAUAGGGCAGCAUUAACAAAAAUCUUGAUAUGUUUUUAUGGCUCUUUUUUUGUUUCAGCAACAAAGAUGAAACUUGGUUACCUCUGAGCAAAAUAGGGUGCUGAUCUUGAUGUGCCUUUCUAUAAAUUUCUUCACCGUGGUCUGCUUCUAAGAGUUACGAGAGGCUGUUGAUGUUGCAGUUGCAAAAAGAAAUGGCUACAACUUAAAAUAAUCUUAGUUAGAUGGCAUUUCAUGGAAGGCAUAAAAUAUGAUAGGACAGUUUUACUGCCACUAGUUCUUAAAUCUCAUACAGGUUUACUUUGAAAUUGAAAUGGCUGUAUGCUUCUUUACUGUGGAAAGAACUCUAUACCAUUGCCUUUCAUCUUUAUGAUGUCAUCCAUAGCAACUCUGAAUCUGCUUUUUCUCCCUCUCCCCCUCCCUCUACCUCAGUGUUUCAGAUAGACUGGUGCUAUUAUUGCUUUUUUUCUGAAGUACCUUACAUGUCUACAGUAUCUGCUCAUAUGUUUGCUCAGAGCUUUCUACAUCUAAAAUAUGUUUAAGGUUUCUAAAAAAAUGGAGUGGCUUUUUCAUUGAUACAAGGGCUGGCAAAUGCUAAAUUGAUACUCUGUGCAGCACACAAGGAGUGUUUUCUGUGCAGUGCAGUUGGGUCUCCAUAUUUGGGGAGGUUAUGUGUGAACACUUCCUGCAAAACAUGAAAUUCUCUGAAAGUUUGUACUCUUGCCCAAUAGCCCCAAAACACUUACACAACCAUUUACAAUUAACCCAAGUACAUUUAAAUGUGUUUUAAAUGUUUGAAUUGUGCUUUACAAUGAGUAACAUUUUAGAACCAUGCUUCUGGAAAUACUGUAUCAAAAUUAUAUUACAUACUGUACUGUACUUAAGAACAAGGCAUUCACCAGCAUACUCACCGCAGAAUUCAGUACCCCUCAGUAGUAGGGGUCUCAGAGAAGGGAGAAGAGGCAGGGUAGGCUGAUGUUGAGAUUUCUGAUUCAGGGGGAUGAGGAAUUUUAGGUGUUAAUGUAGAAGUUGUCUUUUCAGAACAUUGUGAUGGGAAGCUUUGCUUCUUUUGCUUAAACUCAUUGAACAUGGCUGUGUAUGGUGUUAAAAUAUUCCUUGAACUUCAUUGCACAAACCAUGUUGUCAUCAUAUUCAUAGAAGUCCACAAGGCAUUUGGCAUCAGUCAUUGUGCCAGGUUUUCCAAGUUGAGCUUCUCUUGGCAUGGCUCUUUCUCAACCUCAUCAUCAUGGGUUUUUAAAAAAUUUUUUUUAUCCUGCCUUUAUUAGUUUUAUAAAUAACUAGACUUGUCCUUGAAGUUCCCCAGUGCAUUAUUUUUUGAAAUAGUUACCAUGUGUCUUGUAACUAGUUCUGCAUAUACAACAAAGUCUUUCCUUUCUCUACAUAGUAUGUUCUGGUAGAAGCAGAACUAUUCAGUCGUCAAAAUAAUGAGCCUGAAGCCCAAGUCUUGUUAAUAGAUUACAUAGUUAUGUAUCUGUCUGAAAUACUUUAAAAUUAUGUUUCUAUUUAUGAUAACUGGGAGUUGCACUUUCUCUUACUAAAUUUUGAUUCCAAACUGAAAUAUAGAAAUCUCUCAACUCAUGUAUGAGCAGUUUUUCUGUGGUGGUGUACUUUUCUAUACAGUAAAAGACAAAUGCCCUUUCCUAUGGUGCUGUAUAUUUCUAUAAGACAGAUGGUUUCCAGUUGUUAAAGUUAACUUCCCAAACCUUAGACUUUUUAAGAUUUCACUAUGUAAAUCCAUGCCAUGCAGCACUGAGCCCUUUUUUUACCUUGUUUCUGCACUUUUAAAAAACUGGAAUAAUUUUUUAUUGUACAAGUCUUCUUUCCUUCUCCAUAUUCUCAUAAGCAGCUUUAUAUUGUACUAUUGUGAAUAUUUUAAUACACUUUUUCCAUUAGU